This is a messenger RNA of Lasiodiplodia theobromae, 1488 nucleotides long. Its product is annotated as Xaa-pro dipeptidase app. Gene Ontology annotation, molecular function: metalloaminopeptidase activity; manganese ion binding. Bases 1 to 1488 code for a protein of 495 amino acids. Lineage: Eukaryota; Fungi; Ascomycota; Dothideomycetes; Botryosphaeriales; Botryosphaeriaceae. Gene Ontology annotation, cellular component: mitochondrion. The transcript has 10 exons. The record is from RefSeq and is a predicted model, not a curated record.
AUGUUCAGAAGCAGUCUGCGUGUUCUGCACGCUGCUGCCCGGUCACAGGCCCCGCGCCCUGUACGGCGCGCCUUCCACCAGGCGCCUGCCCGCCGUCAGCUUGUCUCAGCUGCCGAGCUUCAGUUCGGUCAGCCUGUCCAUGAGACACAUCCGCACCUGCUCAAGCCGGGCGAGGUGACGCCCGGUAUCUCCGCCCUUGAAUAUGCCGAACGCCGCGAUGCUCUCGCAAAGGCCAUGCCUCCCAACAGCGUAGCCAUUCUUGCUGGAGCCGACACAAAGUACCGCUCUGGCGCCGUAUUCUACGAAUUCCACCAGGACCCCGACUUUUUCUACCUCACCGGCUUCAACGAGCCCGAGGCGUUGGCUGUAAUCGAGAAGACUGGCUCGGGCGAUGACUAUGUCUUCCGUCUCUACGUAAGGCCGAAAGAUGCCCGCGCAGAGAUGUGGGACGGUGCUCGAUCGGGCGUCCAAGCUGCCUUGGAUGUCUUCAAUGCCGACGAGGCUGCGCCUAUCAAAGACAUUGGCAAGAUCAUACCAGAGAUCAUCCGCCGCAACCAGAACGUAUACACAGACCUUCCACGGAAUCUCGACCACAGAUCUGCCAUCACGAGGUAUCUAAGCGGAACAAUGUACACCGGCGACAAUGGCUUCCCCAAAGCCUUGCAGUCUGUGAAGCCGUCUGCAGUGAAGCCCUUGAGGCCGAUCAUGAAUGAUCUUCGCAUGUUCAAGAGUGAAGCCGAGAUUCAGAACAUGCGCAAGGCCGGCCAAGCUUCUGCAAGAACCUUUACUCAUGCCAUGAAGAACGAGUUCAGCACUGAAAGGGAGCUUCAUGCACAUAUGGAUUUCGGUUUCAAGAUGAUGGGCUGUGACGGAAUCGCUUACAUCCCAGUCGUGGCAGGUGGAACAAACGGCCUGAGCAUCCAUUAUGUCAGGAACGACAAUGUCUUAAAUGAUGGAGAAAUGGUCCUCGUAGAUGCUGGAGGCGAAUACGGGGGCUACAUCACCGACAUUACGCGUACCUGGCCAAUCAACGGCAAGUUUACACCGGCCCAGAGAGAUCUCUACGAGGUUGUUCUCAAGGUCCAAAGAAGCUGCGUUUCUCUCUGCAGAGAAGACGCCCAACUUUCGUUGGAUAAGAUUCAUAGCAUAGCCUGUGAAGGCCUCAAGGAUGGUUUGAAGCAGCUGGGCUUUAACAUGUCUGGCAAUGCAUUGGAAACACUUUUCCCUCAUCAUCUGGGCCACUACAUCGGCCUUGAUGUGCAUGACUCACCUGGUUUCCCGCGUAACAAGAAGCUCCAGACUGGACAGUGUGUCACUGUCGAGCCUGGCAUCUAUGUUCCAGAUGACGAAAGAUGGCCCGCCCACUUCCGGGGCAUGGCAAUCCGCAUUGAGGACAGUGUUUGUGUGCAGCCGGAGAGCCCCCUGAUCUUCACGACCGAGGCGGUCAAGGAGGUUAUCGAUAUCGAGUCUCUUGAGCGGACUCGUUGA